CCCUUUUUCCUUCUCAGUGUUACGGCCAUCUCUGGUGGCUCUAAUGACCUGAGUAUUCGCAAUGACGCCGACAAUAUCAAUUAUUUGAUAAAGGCUCGCGAUUAUGACCUCGAAAUUAAGCCCCGCGAAGAGACCGAUGCGUUCAUUCGCUCCAUCAGCGAGCCCAAUGAACCACACAUAGAAGCCCGGAAGCUCGGCGGCCUCCUCAAGAAGGUCGCUGCCCCAGCAAAGAAGGCUGCUGCCGCCAAAGCUACUCCCAAGAAGGCUGCCCCAAAGAAGGCUGCUUCUAAAAAGGCCGCUCCAAAGAAGGCUGCUCCCAAGAAAGCCGCUCCCAAGAAAGCUACUCCUAAGAAGGCUGCCCCAAAGAAGGCUGCUUCUAAGAAGGCCGCUCCCAAAAAGGCUGCUCCAAAGAAGGCUGCUCCAAAGAAGGCUGCUCCAAAGAAGGCUGCUCCAAAGAAGGCCGCUCCUAAAAAAGCUACUCCUAAGAAGGCUUCUAAGAAGGCUGCUUCUAAGAAAGCUACACUAAAGAAGCCUGCUGCUAAGGGUAAAGCUGCUUCUAAAAAGCCUGGUCCCAAGGGAGCUAAGAAAGCUGGUCCUAAGAAAACCACAUCAAAGAAGGCUGUUCCUAAGAAGGCUGCUUCUAAGAAGGCUGCUUCCAAGGGAGCCAAGAAGGCUGCUCCCAAGAAAGCUGCUUCUAAGAAAGCUGCUUCUAAGGGGGCUAAGAAAGCUGGUCCUAAGAAAGCUACACCAAAGAAGGCUAUACCCAAGAAGCCUGCUGCUAAGGGUAAAGCUGGUCCUAAGGGAGCUAAAAGUAAAGCUGCUUCUAAAAAGCCUGGUCCCAAGGGAGCCAAGAAGGCUGCUUCUAAGAAAACCACACCAAAGAAAGCUGGCUCUAAGAAAGCUACACCUAAGAAGCCUGUUGCCAAGGGUAAAGCUGGUGCCAAGGGAGCUAAGAGCAAAACUGCUUCUAAAAAGCCUGGUGUCAAGGGAGCCAAGAAGGCCACUCCCAUAAAAGCUGGUUCUAAGAAGGCUAUGCCUAAGAAGCACGCUGCUAAGGGUAAAGCUGGUGCCAAGGGAACCAGUAAAUCUGGUUCUAAAGGAGCCAAUGGAAAGGCUGCUUCUAAGAAGACCGGCCCCAAGAAAACUGGCUCCAAAGGCAAGGCUGCAGGCAAGGGACAUAAGGGAAAAGCUACUGGGAAAGGCAAAGCAUCUUCCAAGAAGUCCGGCGUAAAGAAAACCGGCACUAAUGGAAUCAAGGGAAAAGCUGCUUCCAAAGGAAAAUCUGGUCCUAGGAAGGCUGGAGCAAAUGGUGCCAAGGGCAAACCUGCUGGCAAGGGCAAAGCUAUUUCUAAGAAACUUGGAAAUGGUAAGAAGGGUGGCAAAAAUACCAAGAACACAGCAAGCCGCAACAAGGCCGUUAAAGGCUCCAAGGCUGGCAAAGUCCCCAAGGCUGGUAAGGGAUCCAAGGCUGCUAGCCGCAACAAGGCUGCCAACCGCAAUAAGACUAGCAGCCGCAACAAGGCUGGCAAAGGUACCAAGGCUGGUCAAAGAGCCAAGAAUACCAACCGCAACAAGGUCGGCAAGGGAUCUAAAGCCAGCAACCGAAAUAAGGCUGGUAAGGGAGUUAAGAAUACAAAUCGCAACAAGACUGGCAAGGGAGCUAAAGCUAGUAAGGGAGCCAAGACUACCAACCGCAAUAAGACCAGCGACCGUAACAAGGCGGGCAAAGGUAUUAAGGCUGGUAAUAGAUCCAAGACUGGCAACCGCAAUAAGACUGUCAAGGGACCCAAGGCUGGCAAGGGAGUCAAGAGUGGGAAUCGCAACAAGGUCGGCAAGGGAUCCAAAGCCAGAAACCAAAACAAGGCUGGUAAGGGGCCCAAGGCUGCCAACCACAACAAGGCCAACAAGGGAGCCAAAGCUGGUAAGGGAUCCAAGGCUGGCAAGGGAGUCAAGAGUACGAAUCGCAACAAGACUGGCAAAGGUAUCAAGGCUGGUAACGGACCCAAGGCUGCCAGCCGCAACAAGAAUGCCAACCGCAAAAAGACUGCCAACCGCAAAAAGACUGUCAACCGCAACAAAACUGGCAAAGGUAAUAAGGCUGGUAAGGGAGCCAAGAAUGGCAAGGCAGUCAAGAAUGCCAACCCUGAUAAGGCCGGCAAGAGCGUUGGUAACAAGGGAGCAAAUGGUGAGGCCCAGGAGGCUGCACCAAGUUGCUCGAUCAGACGGCGGUCCUCAUCAGGCGAGGUCAUCCUGGAUCCCCGAUGUUCCGGGUCGUCAAGCGAAAGCGACCAAAUUGUCCCGCCACUCAAGGAAGUCACGAAAGAGUCCCAGACGGACUUGGGUGAGGGUGUUCACCUAGCGGAGAAUGAGUACACAAAGGAGGUUGAGCAAGGCAAGCAGGUAAUUAUGCCUUACAUGAGUGGGUGCACUGGUACAUCAUGCAAAAAUGAAGAUGGUACAAUCAUAGGUGCCGCCCACGCGAUGGCCAACCAAGAGAAGCCGGUGGUAGAAAAGCUCAUUGAUAAGGUUGGGCCAAAAAACAUCCAUUCAAUGGACGUUGUGACACACGAUACUGCGGCUGGGGAUGGGCGAAAAUCCAAUGUUGACGCUGCCAUUGCCAACAAGUUCCCCAACAGGGUGAACGACAACAAACCAGAGGUCAACCAUGGAAAAUAUGCUACCUCAGAGACUCACAACAGAGCGCAUCUAAAGAUGACUUCUGGUGAAGAAGGUGUCGAAAAAAUCCCAGGCACCGAGGACCGAGAAGCCAACGCGCCAACUAAACCAACCUUCAGUAAUCCCGAGGCACCGGUUAAACCAAUCGCCGGAUCGUACGCAGAGACGAGGGCAAGAAUGGCAGAGAUGAAGAGAUUGAAGAAGGAGAAGGAAGAUGCAGAGGCAGCGGCAAAGAAAGGCGACAGC
Molecule: messenger RNA, 2922 nt
Organism: Clonostachys rhizophaga
Lineage: Eukaryota; Fungi; Ascomycota; Sordariomycetes; Hypocreales; Bionectriaceae
Source: the annotation of a GenBank genome assembly